GUUUCCGCUACAGUGUCUAUGUUCCGGUUUUAAGUGUAUUUUUUUGGCAACCUAUACAUAAAUCUAACAGUUCUAUCGAAACCCAUCAUUGAUUUGUGAGAAUAAAUUUAUAAAAUGGCAAAAAUAUUAGGGAACUUUAUUAUGUUAUUACUUCUUUUAAUACCUACUGCAGUCAUAUUUAACGAACAAGCAAAGGGAAGUAACCUAGCAUUUGCUCAAGAUAUUUUGGAAGGUGAAGAUGAUGAAGCUACUGUUGAAACUGAAACUGGGGCUGAUGAAGAUACUCCUGAAGAAGAAACGCCACUUACAGGGAACGAAAAGGAAGAAGAGCCAACAGAAGAAGAAAGUACAGCUCUAAAACCCUCUCCUGAUGCAGACACAUUUAUCUUGUUUACAAAGCCCACCAAUCCUAAAGAACUUCCUGCUGGCAAACAAGUGCGAAUCUUAGUUGGAUUUACUAACAAUGGAAAUCUGGACUUUUUGGUUGACAGCAUGGAGGCAUCCUUCAGAUAUCCUCAAGACUAUAGUUUCUUUUUACAAAAUUUUACUACUGCUGUUUACAAUGCUGUUGUGGAGCCUAAAAGACAAGCUACUUUUGAAUAUGUAUUUGUACCCAACGAAGCAUUUAGCGCUCGUCCUUUUGGUCUCACAGUCACUCUAAAUUAUAAAAAUAAAGAUGGUUCUGCAAGUUUCCAGAGCGCAGUUUUCAAUGAAACAAUCCAAGUAGUUGAUCCUGAUGAGGGUCUUGAUGGAGAAACAUUUUUCCUGUAUGUGUUUUUAGCUGCAAUCAUCAUUUUAUUGCUUGUUGGAGCUCAGCAGUUAGUUUCCAGCUUCGGGAGAAAACGUCUCUCCAAACCCAGAAAACCUGUUGAACUGGGCACUCAAAAUUCAGAUGUAGAUUAUGAUUGGCUCCCAAAGGAAACACUUCAAGGACUGAGCAAGUCACCAAGGAGAUCCCCAAAACAGUCUCCAAGGCAAAGGCGCAAUUUGCGCUCUACAGGUUCCAAGGAAGAAUAAAUGAAAACACAAAGCUAGGUUUUUACGUGGCGUUUUACUCAAAGCAUUCAUCACUUUCAAAUCAAGCAAACUCUUGUUUUACUAAAGCUACUCACGAAAUUCAAUGUAACUUUGAAAAUGUUUUAUUUGUUUUAGUGCUAUUUUUUUUUAUAAAGAUAUUAAAAAGAAAAAGGAAGAAAAAAAAAGGUGUGAGCACUAGGAUAGAGCUGCAGUUAUAGUCAUACAUUGUUUAAAUGUGAUGAAAGUACUUGAUUGACAUGACUUCUCUAAAGGCACAUGUAUAAUUGUACAGUAAUGGUGGAUGGGAUUGUUUUGAGAGUUCUUUGUUUGAUAUAUAUUAAUCUGUGCAAUUGUGUUAAGACUGGAUCACACAUGAAUUAUUUUUUUUAGUCGAAAUAUUUAGUUCAAGAUAGUUUUAGUCUUGUAAUAUUAAUAUUACAUGUCAUGUAAAUGGUGUUAUGGGAAUGCUUUGAUUCUUAGUCAUUCCAUAAUUAAAUAGUGAAUGAUGCAAUGUCAUGAAACAAGUUGUUUUCUGUUGCCUUGAAAAAGUCAUCUUGUCAUACUUCUUUCAUUGCGAUAAAUGAAUGGAAGGUUAAUUGCUCUUUUAUUUUGCGAACUUCAGUGAUAGCAUUAAUCCUACAUUAUAGAAUCUUCUGCUAUUUAUUUUAUUCUGUUAUGUCUUGUCUAAUUUCAAUGAAUCAAUUUAUAGAUUGCAUUUUAAUAGAUAUUUGUCAGUGUAGAAUGAGCAUCUGAUACUGUUAACUGUGUUAGUUAUAUUGGUAUUACUUUCUUCUUUUUUUUUUUCCCUUUUGUUUUACUUAAAACAUUUUUUGAAUGCAAAUCUAUAGUAAUUGUAUUGUCAAUAAAUCAUGUUACACAUUUUA
This is a messenger RNA of Biomphalaria glabrata, 1901 nucleotides long. RefSeq names its product translocon-associated protein subunit alpha-like. The transcript is spliced from 9 exons. The record is from RefSeq and is a predicted model, not a curated record. NCBI's taxonomy places the organism in Eukaryota, Metazoa, Mollusca, Gastropoda, Planorbidae. Gene Ontology annotation, cellular component: endoplasmic reticulum; endoplasmic reticulum membrane. Bases 115 to 1017 code for a protein of 300 amino acids.